Tribolium castaneum (red flour beetle) is the source of this 3513-nucleotide messenger RNA. RefSeq lists its product as uncharacterized. Bases 316 to 1305 code for a protein of 329 amino acids. Gene Ontology annotation, molecular function: GTP binding; G-protein beta-subunit binding; GTPase activity. Lineage: Eukaryota; Metazoa; Arthropoda; Insecta; Coleoptera; Tenebrionidae. The record is from RefSeq and is a predicted model, not a curated record. The transcript is spliced from 5 exons. Gene Ontology annotation, biological process: signal transduction.
UUUACGCGGGAGUGGGGAGAAUUUCAAAUGGUGGUGGGGGUGGAUGUCUGUCUGGUUCAUGGUAAAUGGGCGCUUUAGACGCUUUUGUAGUCACCGACGCCGAGCGUCGCAGGUCGCAAAUGUGGACGAUUAAUGGUGUUUUUAAUUUUUUAUCAGUUGAAUAUUCAUAGCUUUAAUACACGGACUAAAAUGGAGGCCUUCAAAAAUUUCGUAUUCAAUAAAAUUAUCAAACAUUGCUGACUAUUCUCAUUCAAAAAUAUCUGCAUGAGUGCAUUUAAAAUCUCGUGAUGUACUGUAACACAAUUAAGCCGAAUUAUGGAUCUAAGCUCUUGUACGAAUUGGUUUUGUGCCAAACGGAACGAGAAAGUUCCAAUUACAUCAACAGAUUGUCAUUCGGUCGUAACAUCAGGACCUGGACCAAGCCCUGGAAGUUCAAAUUCUUGUGACGACGUGAUCCCUCCACAAAAAAACUGUUUCAGAUUAGUAGUUCUGGGAUCAGCUAGAGUAGGCAAAACUUGUUUAGUUUCGCGAUUCCUGGGUGGAAAAUUUCAAGAGAGCUAUACUCCGACCAUUGAGGAUUUUCACCGGAAGUUGUAUCGAAUUAGAGGGGAAAUUUACCAGCUUGAUAUUCUGGACACUUCCGGCAACCACCCGUUUCCUGCAAUGAGAAGGCUAUCGUUUCUCACAGGGGAUUUAUUUAUUAUCGUGUUCAGUAUGGAUAGCCGUGAGACGUUUGAAGAGGCAAUAAGAUUACGAGAGCAGAUAUUAGAAACGAAAAUUAAUGCAGGGGCGGCUUCAAACAGCGGCGGUUUAACGAGGAAGAAAACCUUACCGCGAGUUCCGAUGAUCCUAGCAGGAAAUAAAAGCGAUAAGGAAAUGAAGACAGUGACUGCAGAGGAAGCUCAAUUAUACUGUGACACUCAAGAUUCAGGCUGUGCCUUUGUAGAAACAUCAGCCAAGAAAAACUUAAAAGUAGAUGAAGUUUUUUACCAAUUGUUUGUGGUGGCUAAUCUGCCGCAAGAAAUGGCACCCAACCAUCACAAAAGAAUCAGUGCCAAUUUUGGGGCCCCGUGUCCUCUGCCUCCUUCUACACCAUCCUACCAUACAAAGAAAUAUACGCUUUCGGUGAAACGGAGAUUAAGCGACGCGUGUGGUGUCGUUACGCCCAAUGUCAGACGACCGAGUAUUCGGACAGAUUUAAUGAUAAUGAGGACCAAAACGUGCAAUGUGGGCGAUAACAUUUCGAACCCCAAUAACUCACCUCUUAGUUGGAGACGGGUCGACAGCAACUGUUCAAUGCAAUAGUCAAAUUUCAAAUUUUCAAAACGGAUACUGGCCAGUGACCACACAGCAAUAAUUCGACUUUAUUUCAUUUUAAAGUAAAAAAAUUACAAAGAAGUUAUCUAACUGUAAGACCUUUUCCUAUUUAUUUAGAAAGACCUACAGUUGAAAAACCAUUUUACAAAAGUGGUCAACUAACUCCAUUGUUUGAGCGAAAGAUAAACUUAAUUAUUAUGAUUUAGGAACCGGGCUCUACUUAUUAGUAAUUUAAUUCACUUAGGUACUACACACUCAGCCUAGGUGUAGAUGUAGUGUUUCACAAAAAAUAUGUACCUAGUAUUUGUGUAGGUAAUCGUCAAUAGCAGUAAUAAACGUGUUAAGACUGAUCAAACAUAUUGCGAUACACUUGUUGUGAAUUAUUCCGAUUACUCUAGUUAAUUUUUUUACACCUAGCAGCUAAAACCAAGAAAAACAAAGCAAUGCAAAUUUUAAAAUCCUUGAUUAUUUGGUAUAAAUGGAGUUCACUUCUAACUUUAUCCUCUCAUACUUACCAUUUGUCUGUGGUUUGGCAUUUGAAAGGUUUUCGCAAACAACGAAUCUAAUUAAAAAGGGUUUACUAUUCGAAAGCGAAAACUAACAAAUAUUGAUUCAACACAAAAAUAUCUUUACUUUUAUAUUGAAAUGCUCUCUCCAUGUGUGUAACCACCUAUAAACUGUAAGCUCUUCCUUUCUCUACCUCCUUUCUGACCACUGAAAUCCACUUCGUAGUUCAUAUUGCAAUGUUAUUUAUGUACAAUUUGUAGAUGUUAAUUAUUAUUAUUGUAGACGCGCGAGAGUAUUAUUUAAAAAGUUAAACAGAAAGCGAUUACCUACUGAAUUCAUAAUAUGAGGGAUCUAACAGUACCAUUGUUAUAAUUUACAGAUCAUAAAAUGUCUAUUGAUUUAUAGUACAUAAAUCUAUAAAAUGUGGGCGCUAAUAUAUAACAUAUCUUUUUUGCUCUUGUGUUGUGAUAUUGUUAGCAAAUCACUUUAUGUAAAGGAUGUGAAACCCCUAGAUAAUUGCCUAAUUUCGGAAACUUUAGUUUCUUCAAAGAAAGUAAAUCAAAUUUUUGAUAAUUAGUAUAUGCUUUAUAUUUGAAUAACAGAACUAAUGUUCUGCCUUUUAUACAGGGUGAGUCAAUUUAUCGGUCUGAAAUUCUGAAAUCAAAUGGUACUAAGUGUAUUUUUGGUUGCAUCUAAGAAAAUUUCACAAUUGAUUCACCCUGUACUACGAUUCAGAAAAAAAUUAUAAUUCAGUAAUUUAAAUUUAGCAAUAAAAACUGUUCUAUUUCGAGAAAAGUAUUGCUUAAUUAAAGAAAACUGUUAUAGAUAUUACACGAAAUAAAGUGCUCAUUUGAGUAAUUGAUUAUGACCAAUUUUAUUAUAGUUUAUAGACAUAUGUCCAAUACGUACGAUUUUGUAAUUUAAUUAGUUUACGUAUAUGCAUCCAAAUUUUACAAAAUAUUUUUGAUUCUACAAAACUUAGAAAUACUCAAAUGUGUAAUCGUAACUUAGUUCAUAAAAUGUAGUCUAUGGCUAUGCCACAUCAGCUAUUAUUUAUACUACAUAUUAUAAUUUUAUUGUUAGAAAUGGGAUCAGGAAUAAGAACUAUUCUCAUUUUAUUUUUUGUACUAGUAAACAAGAUGUAAAGCUAUGAGUAUUUGAGCCGUAUUUAGUGUUUUUUUUUGUUUUUGUAGAAGGAUUAUUACAUCAUUAAAAGCAGCGUAUUGUUAAGCAAAUGUCUCAAUAUUUGUUUUGAUUUAUUGAAACAUUUUUUACUUGGAACGGGAGAUAAACGAUACGAUUAUUAUCAUGUGUCUACAUUCUUACAUGUGAAUUAAAUUCAUGUAAAUCUACAAUCAGGAACAAAUUGUUUUAUAAAAAUUUGUGUGAAGCUUUAACGUACUCGUAUAUUUAACUGCAAUGUUCUAUCGUGGCUUUAAAAACAGUACUUGUCUAAUAAUUACCAACUAAGCAUUGUUUAUGGACUUAAAAUUCAAUUUAAUCUUUGUUGUCUUUGUUGACAUCUCAAUAAACAAAAUGUAUAUAAAAACUGUUAAUAUUUGUUCAAAUAUAAAUUGUUGUUAACAAUGUAACAAGUAAAAUAAGUCCCAGUUUAUGUAUUUUUAUAAAAUAAUAAAACUGAAUUGUAUUUAUACAGGGGUGUAACAUAAAGAUGUUUAAUGUAAAUAA